AUGCGGGCGCACCGCACCUCCCAGGGCGUCUGCACGGCUUUUGUGCGUGUAAGUUAUCUUUCUAUUCGCAUCUGUGUCGAAGGCGCCUACGGCGAAUCACCGCCGCCCGCUGCCUUUUGGGAAGCAACUCUGUGGCUAAACGUUGGGGCGCUGGGUGUGAUCGGAGCGUGCUGCGCGACUGCGCAGCCUCCUGCUCUCGCGGCCGUGCUGCCGUAUAUCGUCGCCUUACGUGCUCGGCAUCGUCGAGUUCUCCUGGCCUGGCGAGCUGCGGAGUGCUCGGGCACUCCGCACUUCCUCGCGGCGACGUCACCGACGAAGCGGACAGAGCGCCGUCGCGGUCAUUUAGACGCCACGUCCUGGCGGCGUUGA
This is a messenger RNA of Prorocentrum cordatum, 369 nucleotides long. The record is from the annotation of a GenBank genome assembly. NCBI's taxonomy places the organism in Eukaryota, Dinophyceae, Prorocentrales, Prorocentraceae.